ACUAUUGUUGCUGUUGCGAAGGACAUUUCCUUCAGGCAGUUCAGUGGCCCCUGAAGGCGCCCCACAUAGCCACGGCACGUGUUUUUGUCAAUAGAAAGCCAUCAACGCGUAAACGGAGAAAGGUCCUGGCGUGCGUUCUCUUAAGGGAGGGGCUCCGAGUGCGAAUUAAUCAGGCGCAGGUACAUCUGCUCAGCAAAUCGGCAGCUUUCCCUCUACAGCCCACAGUCCAAGUGUUUCAACCCUCCCACAGGCAAUUCCACAGAGAUCCUCGCAGCGCCUGAUUGGAUGAGGACGAAGCGACAAGGGGCGAGAACAAUAGCAUCAUCCCUCCUUAAAAAGAGUGCAGCUAUGUACUGAGAGCAAAAACAUUACAGGGAGGGAGGUAGUCACGCCCUAACCAAAAGGACCCGCGCGUGUCUCUAGUCGAGUCCACAGCCCUGGAUCAUUCCGUGACGUUUCCUUUCAAAGUGCCUUGUUCAUCCAUCCUCCGACAUGCCCAAAGGUUUCCUGGUGAAAAGAAACAAGAAAGCGGCGCACGUUUCUUAUCGGAUUCGCUGCAGCGAGGAUGGGCGUGAAGCCACUCCAGACUGUCAGAGUCUAAGUGACGCAUCGCCGCCUGUGUCCGGCAUCUCCAGUCCGGACGUCGCCGAUUCCUCGCCGUCCGAUGUAGCAGACACGCCGGUUCACGUUCAUGGCGCAAAACCAGUGCAAUUUGGGAACCCAGAGGCAGUCUACCAAUCCCUAUAUAGUCCCACCCGUCCCAUCAGCAAGGAUCAUGAAAGGAAAUAUUUCGAGAGAAGUUUUAACCUGGGCUCACCGAUAUCCGCCGAAUCAUUUCCAACUCCUACCUCGCUCACCAGCUUGGAUCACCUAUUAUUUGCACCAGUAGACUUGAAAAUCGGAACCAGCAACAGCAGUCGGAGCGGAACCAACAGUAACGCACCGAUACCGGCAGCCAGGAGCAGCACCAAAAGGCCUUCCUCCGACAACGAGCGGAAAAGCAAAAGCGUAUCCAAGAAAACCAAAGCGAUACGAAAGCUCAACUUCGAGGACGAGGUGACGACAUCUCCAGUACUUGGCCUUAAAAUCAAGGAGGGACCUCUCGAUGUGAAACCGCGACCAUUAUCAGCCGGAGGCGGCAAGCCCUUGAGAGAAUUCAUUUGCCAACUUUGUAAAGAAGAAUACGCGGACCCGUUCUCCUUAGCGCAGCACAAGUGUUCGAGAAUAGUUCGAGUCGAGUACAGGUGUCCAGAAUGUGAUAAAGUUUUUAGCUGUCCGGCGAACCUGGCCUCUCAUAGGCGUUGGCACAAACCGCGCGCCCAGAGCGCACCCGGAACGUCAACUUCACAGGCAGCCAAGAGCGACAACUCCAAGACACCACCCGCAGUUAGACCGUUCCCCGAAGAAGUCAGAGACGUGAGAGCGGAGUUUCCGAGUGAGAGAGACUCUCCCAGCCCAGGUUUGUCGGAGUCCGGAUCUGAGGAUGGUUUGUAUGACUGUCAGCAGUGCGGGAAAAGGUUUAAGCGCCAGGCGUACCUUAGAAAACAUAUUCUAGGACAUAACUCUCCGCAAAAUCAAAUCCUCGGCGAUGCGUUUCAAAACGCAGAGCGAGUGGAAAGCCCAGAUAUUGCAUCAUCCUCUACCGAAGACAGCCAAAGUCCGAGUCCACUGAACUUAAGCCCCGCUGACUGCCUUCUCUGUCCGAUUUGCGGAGAGAACCUGCCCAACAGGGCAAGCCUGGAGCGACACGUACGCUUAAUACACGCGUCUCAGGUUUUUCCGUGCAAGCACUGCCCUGCCACUUUCUACAGUUCCCCGGGUCUGACCAGACACAUCAACAAAUGUCACCCCACGGAAAACCGGCAGGUCAUCCUACUUCAAAUGCCUGUGCGUCCCGCGUGCUGAAGAACAGCGAAGCAGGAGCCUGAAUGAACACGACACGGAAGCGCUCCCAAUCACCUAGCAAAAUUGGCACGACUCUCUAUUUCAAAGGUCUAUAUUUUUCAGAUUUCGCACGCCAAGUAGUCUAAAGGAAAGUAUUAGUUUGGUUGUGAAAUGGUAUUUUUCUAGGACCGACGCACACAGUAGUAAUGUAAUAGCUUAUAGACCUAAGAUCCUUGGUGAACCUCUGUGAAAGCCUUGAAUUCACAUGCUGUACAUUUCUCUCAUGUGUAGCUUUAAUCUAGUAUGUGAAUUGCAGGAUGUGAAUUGCAGGUUGUUUUCUUCUCAGAAAGUUUCCCUUUAGUAUAGCCAGAAAUGCCUUUAGAGAAAUACGUCAAACACUUGCUGUACAACUGCCUUAAGAUCUCGGUGUAAUGAUUGUUUUGAUUUUGAAUGUCGGCACAUAUUUACAGUUUGCUAUCAUUGUGUAAAAUUAUUGUAAUAUGUUUAAUCGUAAUAUUUUAUUUAUUUAUGUAUUUAUUUAUUCACAAGUUUCAUGUAAAUUAUUGUGUUCUGAGUGAUUUAAUUCGUGGGUCUCUGUCACAUUUUGUAGCCAAAUGAUUUUGUCGAUAUUGAGUUACGUAGGCCUGUGUUUUGAGUGGUCUUACAAUCUUCUCAGCUCUUGUAAACGUGAAGCUCUUAUAGAUGCAAUCCUUUUUUAUAAACAGGCUAUUUUCCUAAAUGUUUGCUAC
Messenger RNA from Electrophorus electricus (electric eel), 2633 nucleotides. It is a transcript of the gene insm1b, whose product is annotated as insulinoma-associated 1b. The record is from RefSeq and is a predicted model, not a curated record. Gene Ontology annotation, molecular function: DNA-binding transcription repressor activity, RNA polymerase II-specific; RNA polymerase II cis-regulatory region sequence-specific DNA binding. NCBI's taxonomy places the organism in Eukaryota, Metazoa, Chordata, Actinopteri, Gymnotiformes, Gymnotidae. Gene Ontology annotation, biological process: regulation of cell cycle process; neuron differentiation; negative regulation of transcription by RNA polymerase II. Gene Ontology annotation, cellular component: transcription repressor complex; nucleus.